Rasamsonia emersonii CBS 393.64 is the source of this 2133-nucleotide messenger RNA. RefSeq names its product Eukaryotic translation initiation factor subunit eIF2A. The transcript has 6 exons. Gene Ontology annotation, biological process: translational initiation. The record is from RefSeq and is a predicted model, not a curated record. Lineage: Eukaryota; Fungi; Ascomycota; Eurotiomycetes; Eurotiales; Trichocomaceae. Gene Ontology annotation, molecular function: translation initiation factor activity; tRNA binding; protein binding. Gene Ontology annotation, cellular component: cytosolic small ribosomal subunit. Bases 1 to 2133 code for a protein of 710 amino acids.
AUGGCGCCUCCUACACAGAUUGCUUUUCGAACCCUCAAGGAAAUUGGCAUACUGGAUGCCGCUCCUGUAUACCAGCCUGUGCCAGGGUUUGUGAGGCCUGAAGGCAACCUCCGCUGCUGCGCUUAUUCUCCAUGCGGACGAUAUUUCGCAUGGGCUUCUCCGGAGCGUGUCACCAUCGUCGAUCCCUCCGACGGCCACGUCAUCACCACGCUUCCCGCGGAGAACGUGUUCGAACUCGGCUUCUCGCCACUGGGCACGUACGUGAUAACCUGGCAGCGGCCGUCCAAGGACGAGAAUGGUGACGCCGUCAAGAACCUGAAGGUCUGGCGCGUUGAGGGGAGUGCUCAAGGAGGUGCCGGCGAGGGCGGCGACGAAAGCUCGAUUGUGGGUCGUUUCGUCCAGAAGUCGCAAACGGGCUGGAACUUGCAGUACACGUCUGACGAGCGCUUCUGCGCCCGCGCCGUUACGAACGAGGUCCAGUUUUUCAAGAGUGACGACCUCUCGACCGUCUGGAACAAGCUACGUGUGGAGGGUGUGUCGGAUUUUGCGCUCUCGCCCGGGAAGACUCACUCGAUUGCCGUGUUUGUGCCUGAGCGGAAGGGACAACCGGCUGUGGUCAAGGUGUUCUUAAUCCCUCAGUUCGGCACUCCAGUCUCUCAGAAGACCUUUUUCAAAGGCGACAAGGUCCAGCUGAAAUGGAACAGGUCGGGCACGUCUCUGAUUGUGCUCGCACAAACGGACGUCGACAAGUCCGGCAAGAGCUACUACGGAGAGACGACCCUUUAUCUGCUGAGUGCGACGGGUGGAUUUGACUCGAGAAUCGAUCUUGACAAAGAGGGCCCAAUCCACGACGUGACGUGGUCCCCCAACUCGAAAGAGUUUGGGGUGGUAUAUGGCUAUAUGCCUGCCAAAACCACGAUUUUCAACCUUCGCGCUGUGGCAACACACAGCUUUCCUCUGGGGCCUCGCAACACGAUUUUGUUUUCUCCCCAUGGUCGCUUCGUUCUGGUUGCGGGCUUUGGCAACUUGGCCGGCCAGAUGGAUGUGUACGAUCUGGAAAAGAACUACAACAAGGUCGCCACUAUUGAGGCAUCCAAUGCCACUGUUUGCGAAUGGUCGCCUGACGGAAAGCAUAUCCUCACUGCUACGACGAGUCCCCGGCUGAGAGUUGACAACGGGGUGCGAAUCUGGCAUGUCAGUGGCAACCUGAUGUACAAUGAGGACAUGAACGAGCUCUACCAGGUUUGCUGGCGACCUCAGAGCACCACUCAGCACCCUCUCGGGGACCCAUUCAACCCCGUUCCAGCACCCCAUUCCUCUGCUGUCGAGUACCUCGCCAAGAAGAAGACGCCCUCGAAGCCCGCAGGUGCUUACCGGCCACCUGGAGCUCGUGGACAAGUGACGCCAUUGGCGUUUAAGAGAGAGGACGAAGGCGGUGCGGCUUUUGUGAGGGACGGGACGCCCUCCUCGGGUGCCGGCGCCACAAAUGGGUUUAGUAAACCCCGGAGACAGGUGCCUGGCGCAGAGCCCGCCGAGUAUGUGCCUCCGGGAGCUGCUCCCGGAGGUGGGGUGGCUCUGCCACCCGGUGCUGAGCCGGAGGAGAAGCAGCUGUCCAAGUCGGCGGCGAAGAACAAGAAGAAGCGCGAGGCCAAGAAGGCGAGAGAGAAUGCGGAGAAGAACGCCAACGCCAACGCCAGCGCCGCGGGUACGGAAGGUACCCCAGAGCUGACGCCUAGCCCUGAGCCUCGGGGCCAUGAGCGUAGCCGCUCCAAGGGCAACAACCGAGGCCGGGCAGAAAGCAAUGCCAACCGACCCAAUGGGGCCCCAACGGGGCCUGCGCAAGGUAAUAAUAACAACAACAAGGCGAAUGCCAAGCCUAACAACGGUGCAGCUGCACCCGUAACGGACGGAGCAACGGACAACACUCCUUCUGCCACGACAGGAGCGACAGGAGGGGCUGCCAGCACGCCGCAGGACAAGCGGAUCCGCAGUCUCCUGAAGAAGAUCCGCGCGAUCGAGGAGCUGAAGAUGCGGCUGGCAGCGGGCGAGAGGUUGGAAGACACGCAGAUGAAGAAGAUUCAGACGGAGGACGCGGUUCGCAAGGAGCUGGAAAGUUUGGGCUAUAAUGGGUAG